GCCAUUGCUGCUCAACCUCCUCUGGCAGUACUAUCCAACCGCUUGCAAAGGUUUCCGCUUCUUUCUUUAUCCUUGCUGGGAAGAAAUAGCAUUUGCAAUAACCGCUUGCGCUUGAUGUCCAAGGACUCCGAUGGGUCGGGUGGACUAACUUUAUAACGAUGCUGGAACUGAGCUUGUUAGAAGAAUCGCUAAGAUGGUUCCUGGAAUUGGUGGCUUUGACGGAAUUUUCCCGCUCGGUUGUUUAAUGCAAUGUAUUGUAGCAGGAUCUAUGCCGAUGGCAUUCAGGGGUCAUUGGAGAGCAUACAGCUCAAAAAUAGACCUGAAGAAGCUUAGGCCAAUGAUACUCGAAAGAAUUGAGAACCGAGCGAAGGAUUAUCCAGUGCCUGGAAUGAUUCCAGUGGCCGAAGAGGUUCUCAAGGCCAGAGAACUUCUUUUCCAAGGAGUCUUCACCCUGCUCAAACUAUUCCCCAUAGUUUCUUGCAAGUUUUGUCCAGAGGUAUACAUCGGUGAGAAAGGUCAUUUAAUCCAGACUUGCCACGGAUACAGGCGCAUUGGAAAGAAUCGGGUUCAUGAAUGGGUCCAUGGUGGUUUGAAUGACAUACUUGUCCCUGUAGAAGCUUUUCAUCUGCACAACAUGUUUCAGGGUGUUAUCAAACACCAGCAAAGAUUCGAUUUCGAACGUGUUCCCGCAAUCGUGGAGCUUUGCAUGCAAGCAGGAGCAGAUGUAACAGAUGAAAUUUUGAGAUCUGGUUCAUUAACCGCUGAAGAAUCUUAUGGCGGAAUCAGUGGAAUUGAGUCUUUGUCCGAUGAUGAUAUAAGGGUGGUAGCAAAUGGCACGUUGAAGGCAUGGGAGACACUUAGAUCCGGUGUUAAGAAGCUAUUACUGGUCUAUCCCGCAAAAGUUUGCAAACAUUGUUCCGAAGUUCACGUUGGGCCAUCCGGUCAUCAAGCUCAUCUUUGUGGAGUAUUUAGAUAUGAGAGUUGGCGUGGCUCCCAUUAUUGGAUAAAGGCAAAUGUUAAUGACUUGGUCCCUCCAAAGAUGGUGUGGCGGCGACGGCCUCAGGAUCCAAAAGUGCUUUUGAAUGAAGGUCGGGAUUACUACGGCCAUGCACCGGCGGUAGUCGAUCUGUGUUCAAAAGCAGGUGCUAUUGUUCCAAGUAAGUAUUUAUGUAUGAUGAAAGUGAAUGGUUUACCUGGACCUAUUACUAGAGUGUAACCUUGAUAUUGUUAGCAAAAUCUCAAGUCUGAGGUUGUGUUAGGGCUCAUCAUUUAUACAAUUUCCUGCUAUAAUGACAAGUAUUUAUUCAACAUUGUAGUCUCUUCCAAAGCUUGAGUUACUCUGGAGAUGGAAGAAAAGGGAAAUAGAAUUUGGAAAGAUGAACAAAAUGUUGGUUUUGAAUUCUUUAAUAUUAAAUAUUAGUUCAUUUAA
This is a messenger RNA of Hibiscus syriacus, 1429 nucleotides long. RefSeq names its product APO protein 4, mitochondrial-like. The transcript is spliced from 3 exons. Gene Ontology annotation, molecular function: RNA binding. Bases 194 to 1216 code for a protein of 340 amino acids. Lineage: Eukaryota; Viridiplantae; Streptophyta; Magnoliopsida; Malvales; Malvaceae. The record is from RefSeq and is a predicted model, not a curated record.